AUUCUUAAGUUUUUGGUAUAUAUCAUUAGGGUUUUACUAGAAGACAGAGGUUCUUAAUUGCAGGUGCAACUGGCAGUAAUCACUUUAAUCACUCGAACGAUCAGUGAUAAGGUUUAUAUCCGGUUGUAAGAUAUCGGAGGAACUCGAACUGUUAGUUAAGGGAGCAGACAUCCCUCUAAGAUUUCAUAACUAGUCUAUUUUUUUUCAGACAUAACCUUAGAUUAAAGGGGAAUAACCCCACUAGUAGCCUACUCCCGGAUGAAAAACGGGGAUAAAUCUCACUAGAAGUAAUUAUUUCGUACCCCAAACAGCGUAAUAUAUACAUAUUUACAUACAUAAAUCGCAUCGGUAUCGAUUAACGUAACGAAUAAUGAUUUUUUCGUGGAGGAAAGAAUGCGACGAGGCGGAGACUAUAUCACGUGUCAGUAAGGAAGCACUCCUAUACGAGCACCGUUAAGCGAUGUAGGUCGUCUAGUAAACUUGGUCACAACCGCCGCUCACACUCAACCACAUGGCUGAGAAGAGGGGAGGGUGGAUGUACUGUACAUAGCUUUUUUCUUUUUUCUUUCGUGCAUUUCUUCACUGCCAUAUGACACUAGGUUGAAGCAACCGUAUCUGACAAAGGGACUACUAAAGUUGUGUCUUGUUUGGACUAGACUAUGCCUAUCACAAGUAGUAGUUUAUAGCGAAGAGAUAUUAUUUCCAGCACUCAAAAUAUGAAGUGUAUAUUACUUAUUUUCUUAUUUAUACGGAUAAAAUCAGCCGCUAGUCAGGCUUGUCAGUUUUAUCCUCUGGGAGAAACUAGAAGAUUCGAAAAAGUUGCAGAGAACAUUCCUGUAGAUCAUGAAGUGUUUAGGGUUCAAGUAUUUCCUAGAGUUGAGUUUCGAAUGGAUGCUAUGGAUAACAGUCUGAGCGAUAUACAGUAUUUUAAAGCAGAAAAUGUAGACGAUAAAACAAUUUCGGUUAAAGUGGCCAAAUCUUUAGAAGAUCUGGUAGAUAAGCACGAUCCGCAAAGCGUGUUAAAGUUUAAACUGACUUGCAAAGGUUCUAGUGGAACGGAGGAAGCAUUUUUACCUGUAACCAUAUACAUCGAGGAUAUCAACGAUCACGCUCCAGAAUUUCAAAAUACUCCGUAUCAUCUGGAAGUAGAUGAGUUAACUCCCGUGGGAUUAACUGUAUUCCGAGGAAUUCACGCAGUAGACAGAGAUAAACCAAAUACCGCCAAUUCCGACGUCACCUAUUCGAUUGUAGGUGGAAAUGAAAAUAAUUCUUUCGCGCUAUCUGAUCCUAUCGAAGGAAUUUUAGUCGUUAACAAGCCAUUAGAUUUUGAUCAUGGAGUCAGAGAAUUUCAAAUAAAAAUUCAAGCUUCGGAUCACGGAUCUCCUCAUAGUUUAUCUACACUAACCACGUUGACGAUACGCGUCAAAGAUUCUGAUGAUCAGAAUCCCAAAUUCACUCAGGAUGUAUAUAAAACUAGUGUUUUAGAAUCUUCUAAAGUUACUGGUGCGCGAAUUAGAUCUAAAUUAGUCUUGGAACCACCCAUCCAUGCUUAUGAUCAAGAUCUUGGUAUCAAUGCUGCUCUACGCUACGACAUUAUACACGGAAAUGAUCGCAAGUUUUUCGAGAUGCACGAACAGACAGGAGAACUAUAUUUGGUCAAAGAAGUUGAUUUGGAAACAUUGUCUAAUAAAAUAUUGGGAUUACGUAUACAGGCAACACAAAUUGAUAAUGUUCUUCGUCAAGCAGUAGCAAAAGUAGAUGUGGAAGUAUUAGAUGUAAAUGAUAAUUCUCCUGUAUUUGAAUUUGAUACGUAUAACAUCACUGUAAUGGAAAAUUUACCAAUAGGAUUUACUGUUGUUCAAGUUUAUGCUUUGGAUGAAGAUUCUGGAGAAAAUGGUCAAUUCUUUUACAAGUUAGAAGAAGAAUCAGAUGCGUUUAAUAUUGAUCCUCAAACUGGUGGAAUUACAGUGAAAGAUUCUUCUAAAUUGGAUAGAGAAACACAGGAUCUUAUCAGAUUAAAAGUAAGAGCAAUUGAUCCUGAUUUGGGUAAUAAUGGAUUAGUGCAAUAUUCUAUUCAGCAAGACAGUGUAGGAAAGAGUGUACCAUUCAGAAUUACUUCAUUGAAUGGCUCUGUUGUCAUAACUGAAGCAUUCAGUAAAAUAACUAAGAAACCUACUCGAUAUACUUUCUUUGUAUUAGCUACUGAUAGAGCAUCAAUUGAAUCUGAAAGGAGGACGUCAACAGCUGUUGUAAAUGUUGAUAUUAUAGAUGUGAAUAAUAAUCCACCAGAAUUUAUAGGAGCACCAUAUGAAGCUUUUAUUGGUGAAUCAUUACCACCUGGUGCAUUUGUCUAUCAGCUUCAAGCAAGAGAUACUGAUGUUAAUACUGUAUUAAGUUAUAAUAUUGUUGGUGGAAAUGAUGAAAAUCAGUUUACCAUUGAUCCUAAAACAGGGAGAAUACAUACAGCUGUUGUUAUGGAUUUUGAAAAGAGACAAAGUUAUGAUCUUGUUGUUCAAGCUUCUGAUGGUAUUAAUUCUGUUGUAGCUGGUUUGACUGUACAUAUUGUUGAUAUAAAUGAUCAACAGCCACGUUUCAUUCACAAUAUUUACAAUUUUAGUGUUUUUGAAGAAUUGCAAGCAAAUUUGACAGUUGGUUCAGUUCUGGCAAUUGAUGCUGAUUCUGGAAAAAAUGCAUUGGUGCAGUAUAAAAUAUUAGGUGAACAGGGAAACAAUGCAUUCUUCAUUGAUCAUGUGGGAAAUAUUUUAACCAGAAGAAGUUUGGAUCGUGAAAAAGAGUCGUCGUUAGAAUUUUUACUAGUUGCAUUUGAUGGAGGAACUCCUCAGUUGAGUGGUACUACUACUGUAAUGAUUCAGGUUGAAGAUAUUAAUGAUAAUCCACCACAUUUUGAAUCAGAUACAUAUAUUGUAAAUGUACCUGAAGAGGAAGACCCUCCUUAUAAAGUUUUUCAAAUAAAAGUUUUGGCUGUUGAGAAAAAACCAAAUGUUAAUCCAGAAGCUAAGAAAAGCACAACAACAGUAGAAAUACAUUUAUUAGAUGCCAAUGAUAAUAAUCCACAGUUUGUUCCUGAAAGCAUAUAUAAUUUUCAUGCUACAGAGCUUGAACUUCCUGGAACUAUUAUUGGCAAUGUAAGAGCAAUUGAUCCUGAUUUGGGUAAUAAUGGAUUAGUGCAAUAUUCUAUUCAGCAAGACAGUGUAGGAAAGAGUGUACCAUUCAGAAUUACUUCAUUGAAUGGCUCUGUUGUCAUAACUGAAGCAUUCAGUAAAAUAACUAAGAAACCUACUCGAUAUACUUUCUUUGUAUUAGCUACUGACAGAGCAUCAAUUGAAUCUGAAAGGAGGACGUCAACAGCUGUUGUAAAUGUUGAUAUUAUAGAUGUGAAUAAUAAUCCACCAGAAUUUAUAGGAGCACCAUAUGAAGCUUUUAUUGGUGAAUCAUUACCACCUGGUGCAUUUGUCUAUCAGCUUCAAGCAAGAGAUACUGAUGUUAAUACUGUAUUAAGUUAUAAUAUUGUUGGUGGAAAUGAUGAAAAUCAGUUUACCAUUGAUCCUAAAACAGGGAGAAUACAUACAGCUGUUGUUAUGGAUUUUGAAAAGAGACAAAGUUAUGAUCUUGUUGUUCAAGCUUCUGAUGGUAUUAAUUCUGUUGUAGCUGGUUUGACUGUACAUAUUGUUGAUAUAAAUGAUCAACAGCCACGUUUCAUUCACAAUAUUUACAAUUUUAGUGUUUUUGAAGAAUUGCAAGCAAAUUUGACAGUUGGUUCAGUUCUGGAUGUGUUCAGGAUUGAUAAUGCAAGUGGAACACUGAUAUUGAUUUCUCUAUUGGAUUAUGAAAGUAAAGAUAAACAUAGCUUUACUGUUUAUGCUACUGAUUCUGGUCAACCACCAUUAACUGGGUCUGCUUUUGUAACCAUCAAAGUUCAGAAUAUUAAUGAAUUUGCUCCAGAAUUUAUGGGUUUGCCAUAUGAUUUCUGGGUAGAAGAAAAUGCAAUCAGAGGAACUAGAGUAGGACAAAUAAAAGCUGUUGAUGGAGAUGGAAAUAAUGUAAAAUAUAGUUUAACUGGAGGCGAUGCAGGAUUUUUCUCAAUUGAUGAAAACAUUGGUCAUGUGUAUGUUCAAAAAGAUUUGGAUUCUCGUACAAGUUAUACAUUUAUAGCAAGAGCAACUGAUGAUGGUGUUCCUCAGAAUAACAGUAUUGGAGUUCAAGUAACUAUUCAUGUCAGAGAAAGAAAUGACUAUCCUCCUGUCUUUACUCAACUUACUUAUUAUGGCAAAGUUAAUGAAAAAGAACAAACAAAUUAUCCCAUAGUCAAAGUUCAAGCUAAUGAUAGAGAUCUUCAAAAUAAUAGCCUUACGUAUAUAAUUAAAAGUGGAAAUGAAGAAGGAAUCUUUGCUAUAUCUCCAAGCAGUGGUGAAAUAAGAGUGAUUCCAAAUGAAACUCAUAAACUUGAUUAUGAUCGCAAAAAGAAUUAUAUUUUAUUAGUUGAAGCAAGAGAUUCUCAUACAAGUCCAUUAUAUGGUUUAGCUGUUGUAAUGAUUGAAGUACUUGAUGUAAAUAAUCAUCCUCCUGUCUUUUCUCAAACUUCAUAUUCUGCAUUUUUACCAGAAAACUUGCCAGCAGGACAUUGUUUUUUAAAAACUCAUGCAAAUGGAGGUGAUACUGUUGAUAUCAUAUCAUAUUCGAUAGAUAAAAACAACAUUCCAUUCACCAUAAAUCCGAAAACUGGAGAUAUCUGUCUAAAACAGUCACUUGAUAGAGAAGCAAAAGAUAAUUUUGAUUUUAUAGUAAAAGCCUAUGAUGGAGUUUAUGAGACUAGAGUUCCUGUCAUUGUACAAGUUGAAGAUGAAAAUGAUAAUCCACCAAAAUUUGAAAGAGAUCGAUAUGUUGUGAGCAUUCCACCUCAUUCUACGGCUGGAAGAAUCAUUGUGCAAGUACAAGCAAUUGAUCCAGAUUUGGCAAGUAAUGGAGAAAUUACAUAUUGGAUUAAAAAUACUCAUGGAUUAUUUGAAGUUGAUUCUCAGACGGGAGUUGUUCGUUUAAUGACAUCUCUUCCUAAAAUUAGUCAAAGAAAUACAACAUAUGAAAUGGAAGUUUUUGCACGUGAUCAUGGUGCUACAUCUAAUAUUGGAAAAACAAUGGUUAUAGUGCGUGUUUCUACAAUGAGAAAUAAUCCUCCAAAAUUUGAAAAACUUGGAUAUUCUGUAUCAGUAGAUGAAAAUCGUGCUAAUGUACCUUUAUUAAAUGUUCAUGCCUUUGAUCCUGAUGAUGGUAAAGCUGGAAAAUUAAAAUAUAGAAUAGUGAGAUCUACAGUUCCAAAUGCUUUCAGAAUAGAAGAAGAUACUGGUAAAAUUAUACUUGUUUCAGCUUUAGAUUAUGAAACAACAAAACAUUUAGAAUUGACAGUUGAAGCUCAAGAUGAAUCAAAAGAACCACAAUUUGCUACAACUACUAUUCAGGUAACAGUAAAUGAUAUGAAUGAUAACAGUCCUGUAUUUUUAUCAAUGCCUCAUGUAAUUCGUAUUCCACUUUCUACACUACCCAAACAAGUCAUUUAUACAGUACAAGCAGUUGAUGUAGACAGUGGUGUUAAUAAUAAUAAUGAAAUAAAAUAUGAAAUGAUUCCACCAAGUCCAUUAUUUGCUGUUCAUUCUAAGACAGGACAGAUUUAUGUCACUCAAACAUUAUUACCAAUUACAGAAAAAUUAAAUAUUAUUGCUACAGAUGGUGCAACAUUUCCUCUUUCCAGCACAGCAGAGAUAACUAUUGAAAUAUUCCGAGAUAAUGCUGACGAACCACUUCCAAAAUUUACUUCAACCCAAUAUUUGGUUGAUGUUGAUGGCAUGUUAGAAGUUGGAAGCACUGUCUUAGAUGUCAAAGCAGUUAUUCCAAAUGGAAAUCCAGUAUGGUAUAAUAUUAGUAAACCAACUGGUCCUGCACUUCGGCAAUUUACCAUUAAUCAUAAAACGGGUAAAAUAACAACAGCCACAAAGCUUUCAAAUGAACAUGUGCCAUUUUAUGAUUUUCUUGUUUCUGCUCAUAAUCGAAAUAAUCUAAUGCAGUUUGUUGAAACAUCGGUUGUUGUCAAGAUAAAACCAGAAAGCUUGAGAUGUCCGAAAUUUCCAUUCUCAGAAUACUUUACUUCAAUUAAAGAAACAGCACCACCAGAUAUGGUUGUUUUGCCUACUUUAUUAGUUGAAGAUAUGGCAAUAUUUGAUAAAUUAUCAUACCAAAUAACUGAAGAUAACUCAAAUGAUAACUUUUUUGUGGAUAUUAGAUCAAAUAAUGUUUCAUUACGUGUUAAGAAACCAUUAGAUAGAGAUACAAUGAAUCCAACAUUACACGGAAUGUAUACUCUAGCAAUAACAGCGAGUAAUCAACGUUGUAGUGGAAGUACUUAUGUUAGAAUUUAUGUAGAAGAUGUCAAUGAUAACAGUCCAGUUUUUGAAAAAAGUCUAUUUGUUAUUGAUUUAAAAGAGAAUUCUCAAGCUGGCCAUGUUGUUGCACAGUUAACUGCAACUGAUAGGGAUGAAUUAGAUAAAAGGCUUCGAUACUUUAUUGUAGAUGGAAAUGGAGGACAAGAUUUUCGUAUUGAAGGUAGUACUGGUGUUUUAUCAGUUAAAGUUCCUCCUGAUCGAGAAACCAUUCCAAAAUUUAUGCUGAGAGUAUUAGCUAUAGAUUCUGCCAAUAAUACCGGCUUUGCAGAUGUUCAGAUUAAUAUACUAGAUGAAAAUGAUUGGACUCCAACUUUUUCAAAUGAAACUUAUUUAUUAAAUGUCACAGAAGGAACAGCAAGUAUUGGUACAAAAAUGUAUCUUCCUGUAGUUGAUAAAGAUGAAGGAUUAAACAGUGAAAUGGACAUUUUCAUUGAAGAAGGAAAUAGUGAAAAAUUAUUUAAAUUAGAACCAUAUGAGAAAGGAGCAGUUUUAACAGUUAUUAAAGAAUUGGAUAGAGAGCAGUUUGGUGUUACUGAUACAGCACUUCGUUUAGUAUUAAUUGCUGCUAAGGAUAGAGGAAUACCACCUCUAACUGGGACAACAACAGUAGCUGUUGUUAUACAUGAUAUUAAUGAUAGUCCUCCAGUUUUUGACAAAGAAAUAUAUUAUAAAUUUAUUUCUGAAAAUGUACCUGUUGGAGCAAUUAUAACAACAAUGGUUGCUAAAGAUGCAGAUGCUGAUUACAACACAGAUAUGAAAUAUUCAUUUGCACCUGAUACUGGAAAUGUUCCAUUCAGUAUUGAUCCUAAAUCUGGAUUAGUGAAUGUUACUCGACAAUUAGAUAUAUCAGAAAGUAGAGAGUAUGCUAUAACAGUGGAAGCUUUUGAUGGACUAUGGACAAGUGAGACACAAUUAAAUAUUUUUGUGCAAGAAGCUGAAGAAAGAGAUCCACGUUUCCAUCAACUACAGUACAGAUUUUCUGUGCUUGAGAAUAUUGUUGGUGCUAAAGUAGGACAAGUCGAAUUACAAGCAAGAAUGCAGAGACUUUUUAGUCAGACAAAGUAUAGCAUAGUUAAUGUUGAUUUAAGGAGACUCUUUAAUAUUACAAAGGAUGGUUAUAUUUUCACAAAAGUUGGAUUAGAUAGAGAAAAACGAAGCCAAUAUACUUUCACUGUUAUGUUGCAAGAACGAAAACCAUCUACUAAAGUGAGUGUUUGUGAAGUUACUGUUGAUGUUUUGGACGUCAAUGAUGAAAUACCAACAUUUAAACACUCAUAUGAAGGAAAAAUUAAAGAAAAUUCUCCACCAGGAACCGCAGUUGUUAUUGAUCCAGCAAUACAAGCAAUUGAUAAAGAUAGUGGAAAUAAUUCUAUUAUUCGUUAUUCUUUAAGUGGAAAAGGAAGUGAUUUAUUUUCUAUUCUGGAGAAUGGUAUUGUGGUUUAUACUAGUUCAGAUCCCCUUGGAGUUUUAGAUAGAGAACGUCAAGAAGUUUAUAAUCUAAAGGUUACAGCUACUGAUUUGGGAAAUCUCAGUUCAUCGACUCAACUUACUAUAAAUAUAGAAGACGAAAAUGAUAAUGUUCCAGUUUUCCAACACGGUCCUCUUCGUAUAUUAUUACCAGAAACAGCUCGUCCAGGUUCAAAAAUAGCAGAAGUGAGAGCACUAGAUGCUGAUGGUAAAGGACCUAAUAGUAAAGUUGAAUAUUUUAUCACUUCUGGUGAUAAAGGAGAAGUUCGAGUAGACCGACAAACUGGUGAACUGUAUGUUGUCAGCAAACUAAAACCAAGUUCUGCAAUACUUUUAAAUAUUACUGCAGUAGAUGGGCAUGGUUUAGCAUCUUUCACUAAAGUAAACAUAACCAUUGUUGAUGUAAAUGAUCAUCAUCCAACUUUUGUGAAAUCGGAAUAUACUUUUACUGUCAAAGAAGGAAAUUAUACUGGUAAACGUCUUCAACUUGGUGUUCUGCAUGCGGUUGAUCAAGAUACAGGCAAAAAUGGAUUAGUUGACUAUACAAUAGUUAAAACCAUUGAUAAAGAUUUUCCAUUUUCUGUUGAUGUUCAGACAGGAGAAUUGUUUGCAAGAGGAAUAAUUGAUCGUGAGAGUAAACCUAUUUAUCGCUUCACUGUUAUGGCAUUAGAUUACGGUGAACCUCCACAAAACUCUACCAUCAAUGUAACCAUAGAAGUACAGGAUGUCAAUGAUGAAAGUCCACGAUUUUUUACUGAUCCUUAUUUGGCACAAGUAUUUGAAAAUUUAGAUCCUGGACAAGAAGUUACACGCAUCACAGCAUAUGACUCGGAUUCUAACUUGAAUGGACAAGUCUUUUAUAAAUUAGGAGAUGGCCAUGAAAAUAAAUUUUAUAUUGACAGUAAAGAUGGAACUAUUUGGACUCUUGCGAAACUGGAUUAUGAAAAGAAGCCUUUCUACAAUAUGUCAGUUAUAGCUUAUGAUCAAGGUGUUCCUAGUUUAUCUUCUACUGCCAAGUUAUGGGUGACAGUUAUAGAUACAAAUGAUGCAAUUCCUGAAUUUGCAAAAUCGGUAUAUACAUUAGAAGUUGCUGAAAAUAGACAACCUGGUGACAUUGUUUUUACACUUGAUGCAGGAGAAGGAGAAUUUACAUAUAUUCUGAAUAUUAGUUUCAAAAGUAUUUUGUCUGAUUUUAGGCAAUAUGAAUACAUAUUAAAAGUUGUUGUCAAGAUAAAACCAGAAAGCUUGAGAUGUCCGAAAUUUCCAUUCUCAGAAUACUUUACUUCAAUUAAAGAAACAGCACCACCAGAUAUGGUUGUUUUGCCUACUUUAUUAGUUGAAGAUAUGGCAAUAUUUGAUAAAUUAUCAUACCAAAUAACUGAAGAUAACUCAAAUGAUAACUUUUUUGUGGAUAUUAGAUCAAAUAAUGUUUCAUUACGUGUUAAGAAACCAUUAGAUAGAGAUACAAUGAAUCCAACAUUACACGGAAUGUAUACUCUAGCAAUAACAGCGAGUAAUCAACGUUGUAGUGGAAGUACUUAUGUUAGAAUUUAUGUAGAAGAUGUCAAUGAUAACAGUCCAAAUUCUCAAGCUGGCCAUGUUGUUGCACAGUUAACUGCAACUGAUAGGGAUGAAUUAGAUAAAAGGCUUCGAUACUUUAUUGUAGAUGGAAAUGGAGGACAAGAUUUUCGUAUUGAAGGUAGUACUGGUGUUUUAUCAGUUAAAGUUCCUCCUGAUCGAGAAACCAUUCCAAAAUUUAUGCUGAGAGUAUUAGCUAUAGAUUCUGCCAAUAAUACCGGCUUUGCAGAUGUUCAGAUUAAUAUACUAGAUGAAAAUGAUUGGACUCCAACUUUUUCAAAUGAAACUUAUUUAUUAAAUGUCACAGAAGGAACAGCAAGUAUUGGUACAAAAAUGUAUCUUCCUGUAGUUGAUAAAGAUGAAGGAUUAAACAGUGAAAUGGACAUUUUCAUUGAAGAAGGAAAUAGUGAAAAAUUAUUUAAAUUAGAACCAUAUGAGAAAGGAGCAGUUUUAACAGUUAUUAAAGAAUUGGAUAGAGAGCAGUUUGGUGUUACUGAUACAGCACUUCGUUUAGUAUUAAUUGCUGCUAAGGAUAGAGGAAUACCACCUCUAACUGGGACAACAACAGUAGCUGUUGUUAUACAUGAUAUUAAUGAUAGUCCUCCAGUUUUUGACAAAGAAAUAUAUUAUAAAUUUAUUUCUGAAAAUGUACCUGUUGGAGCAAUUAUAACAACAAUGGUUGCUAAAGAUGCAGAUGCUGAUUACAACACAGAUAUGAAAUAUUCAUUUGCACCUGAUACUGGAAAUGUUCCAUUCAGUAUUGAUCCUAAAUCUGGAUUAGUGAAUGUUACUCGACAAUUAGAUAUAUCAGAAAGUAGAGAGUAUGCUAUAACAGUGGAAGCUUUUGAUGGACUAUGGACAAGUGAGACACAAUUAAAUAUUUUUGUGCAAGAAGCUGAAGAAAGAGAUCCACGUUUCCAUCAACUACAGUACAGAUUUUCUGUGCUUGAGAAUAUUGUUGGUGCUAAAGUAGGACAAGUCGAAUUACAAGCAAGAAUGCAGAGACUUUUUAGUCAGACAAAGUAUAGCAUAGUUAAUGUUGAUUUAAGGAGACUCUUUAAUAUUACAAAGGAUGGUUAUAUUUUCACAAAAGUUGGAUUAGAUAGAGAAAAACGAAGCCAAUAUACUUUCACUGUUAUGUUGCAAGAACGAAAACCAUCUACUAAAGUGAGUGUUUGUGAAGUUACUGUUGAUGUUUUGGACGUCAAUGAUGAAAUACCAACAUUUAAACACUCAUAUGAAGGAAAAAUUAAAGAAAAUUCUCCACCAGGAACCGCAGUUGUUAUUGAUCCAGCAAUACAAGCAAUUGAUAAAGAUAGUGGAAAUAAUUCUAUUAUUCGUUAUUCUUUAAGUGGAAAAGGAAGUGAUUUAUUUUCUAUUCUGGAGAAUGGUAUUGUGGUUUAUACUAGUUCAGAUCCCCUUGGAGUUUUAGAUAGAGAACGUCAAGAAGUUUAUAAUCUAAAGGUUACAGCUACUGAUUUGGGAAAUCUCAGUUCAUCGACUCAACUUACUAUAAAUAUAGAAGACGAAAAUGAUAAUGUUCCAGUUUUCCAACACGGUCCUCUUCGUAUAUUAUUACCAGAAACAGCUCGUCCAGGUUCAAAAAUAGCAGAAGUGAGAGCACUAGAUGCUGAUGGUAAAGGACCUAAUAGUAAAGUUGAAUAUUUUAUCACUUCUGGUGAUAAAGGAGAAGUUCGAGUAGACCGACAAACUGGUGAACUGUAUGUUGUCAGCAAACUAAAACCAAGUUCUGCAAUACUUUUAAAUAUUACUGCAGUAGAUGGGCAUGGUUUAGCAUCUUUCACUAAAGUAAACAUAACCAUUGUUGAUGUAAAUGAUCAUCAUCCAACUUUUGUGAAAUCGGAAUAUACUUUUACUGUCAAAGAAGGAAAUUAUACUGGUAAACGUCUUCAACUUGGUGUUCUGCAUGCGGUUGAUCAAGAUACAGGCAAAAAUGGAUUAGUUGACUAUACAAUAGUUAAAACCAUUGAUAAAGAUUUUCCAUUUUCUGUUGAUGUUCAGACAGGAGAAUUGUUUGCAAGAGGAAUAAUUGAUCGUGAGAGUAAACCUAUUUAUCGCUUCACUGUUAUGGCAUUAGAUUACGGUGAACCUCCACAAAACUCUACCAUCAAUGUAACCAUAGAAGUACAGGAUGUCAAUGAUGAAAGUCCACGAUUUUUUACUGAUCCUUAUUUGGCACAAGUAUUUGAAAAUUUAGAUCCUGGACAAGAAGUUACACGCAUCACAGCAUAUGACUCAGAUUCUAACUUGAAUGGACAAGUCUUUUAUAAAUUAGGAGAUGAUGGAACUAUUUGGACUCUUGCAAAACUGGAUUAUGAAAAGAAGCCUUUCUACAAUAUGUCAGUUAUAGCUUAUGAUCAAGGUGUUCCUAGUUUAUCUUCUACUGCCAAGUUAUGGGUGACAGUUAUAGAUACAAAUGAUGCAAUUCCUGAAUUUGCAAAAUCGGUAUAUACAUUAGAAGUUGCUGAAAAUAGACAACCUGGUGACAUUGUUUUUACACUUGAUGCAGGAGAAGGAGAAUUUACAUAUAUUCUGAAUAGUAAAACAGAUGAUAUUUCUUAUCAUCUUGCUUAUGAUGAAGCAUUAGUGGUGAUUGAAGUAGGUGAUGAGAAUGAUAAUCCUCCCAUUUUUGAAACAAAUGGUAAACCUGUUGUUGCAGCUGUUCCUUUAGAAGCCAGUUUUGGUUAUCAAGUUGUAAAAUUAAAG
This is a messenger RNA of Centruroides sculpturatus (bark scorpion), 12224 nucleotides long. RefSeq names its product protocadherin Fat 4-like. The record is from RefSeq and is a predicted model, not a curated record. The annotation marks the transcript as partial. Gene Ontology annotation, molecular function: cadherin binding; calcium ion binding. Lineage: Eukaryota; Metazoa; Arthropoda; Arachnida; Scorpiones; Buthidae. Gene Ontology annotation, cellular component: plasma membrane; catenin complex; adherens junction. Gene Ontology annotation, biological process: multicellular organism development; cell-cell junction assembly; adherens junction organization. The transcript has 73 exons.